Olea europaea var. sylvestris is the source of this 777-nucleotide messenger RNA. RefSeq lists its product as uncharacterized. Bases 1 to 777 code for a protein of 258 amino acids. The transcript has 3 exons. The record is from RefSeq and is a predicted model, not a curated record. Lineage: Eukaryota; Viridiplantae; Streptophyta; Magnoliopsida; Lamiales; Oleaceae.
AUGUUGAUGAAUCAAGAGCAACACAUUCAAUCAAUUUUCUACGAACAGUCAGAACAAGCAAGAAAUACAUAUGUUAUACAUCUUAAUGCAUCCAUUGAUUUUAUUAAUGCUGUCACAUUGGGAAAUGCUCUUCACAAUUGCAAAUUGACAUCAUCUGAUGUUCAAAAGGAUAUAGUAAAUGCUUGUGCUAUUGAAACGAUCAAUGUUAUUAUCAAAGAUGUUGGCGACUCACUAUUUUCUAUUCUAGUUGAUGAAUCUUGUGAUGUGUCGAUGAAGGAGCAAAUGUCUAUUGUUUUAUGUUAUGUAGACAAUAGUGAUCAUGUCAAUGAACACUUCAUAGGGAUUGAACAUGUUACAAGUACCACGGCUCUAUCACUUAUGACUGCAAUUGAUAAGAAGAAUGUCCCUAUUACUAACUUCUUUCGUGUGGUUGGGGAUGUGAUAAAUACUGUUGGAGCAUCUUCCAAACGUUGUGAUCUUCUUCGAGAAAAACAAUUAUACUUUAUUGUUGAGGCAUUGGAAAAAGGUGAGCUUUUAAGUGGACGGGGACUUAAUCAAGAAACGACCCUUCAGCGCUCUGGUGAUACACGAUGGAGUUCACAUUAUAAUUUUUUGGUCAACUUGCUUGCCAUGUUCUCUUCUGUUUUAGAUGUACUUACAAUGAUUGUUGAAGAUGAAUCUUGUUCUUGUGAUCAAAGAUCUGAUGCAACAAAUUUAUUGGAGUCAAUACAAAGAUUUGAUUUUGCAUUUAAUCUACAGUUGACGAGAAGUGUGUAA